Staurois parvus is the source of this 501-nucleotide messenger RNA. The record is from the annotation of a GenBank genome assembly. Lineage: Eukaryota; Metazoa; Chordata; Amphibia; Anura; Ranidae.
GCCCAUGCAUGGCUCCCGGAGCGCGCAGCGUGGCAAUCGGCGAUGCGCUGUGUCCCUUGGACACAGCGGAUCACCGAUCCACGGAAAGAGCCGAAGUUGUUGGCUCGGUCAUGUGAUCAGCUGUGUCCAAUCACAGCUGAUCACAUCAGUGCCACAUGUCAGUGUCCAUCAGUGCCAGCUGUCAGUGCUCAUCAGUGUGUCACGUGCCAGUGCCCAUCAGUGCCACAUCAAUGCCACAUAUCAGUGCCUACCAGUGCACAUCAAUGCCACAUAUCAGUGCCCAUCUGAGCUGCCUUUCAGUGUCACCCAUCAGUGCCAGUCAGUGCCACCUAUCAGUGUGCCAAUCAGUGCCACCUAUCAGUGUCAGUCAGUGCCGCCUAUCAGUGCCAGUCAGUGCCACCUAUCAGUGCGCAUCAGUGCCGCAUAUCAGUGCCCGUCAGUGCUGCCUAUCAGUGCCAGUCAGUGCCCCCUAACAGUGCCAGUAAGUGCCACCUAACAGUG